AUGUCGCUUCCCACUCGAUCCCUUGGCCGCAACGGCCCUCAAGUCCCUGCCGUUGGCUUGGGACUCAUGAGCCUCGGCAGUGUCUACGGAUCUGCCGGUACACUCGAAGACAAGGUCGCAUUCCUUGAACAUGCCCAUGCCAUUGGUUCCAGAUUCUGGGAUACCGCCGAUGUAUACUUCGACAGCGAAGAUGCCGUUGGCGCGUGGGUCAAAGAGUCAGGCAAUCGCGACGAUGUUUUCCUGGCGACCAAGUUCGCUCUGCAUAACAGCGCAUUGGAGACGGUCCGUUCGGAUCCGGAGUAUGUCAAGGCUGCCUGUGAGAAGAGCUUGAAGAGACUUGGUGUUGAGACCAUUGAUCUUUAUUACUGCCAUCGGGUUGAUGGUGUGACGCCUAUUGAGAAGACUAUUGAGGCUAUGGUUGAGUUGAAAGACCAAGGCAAAAUCAAAUAUCUCGGACUAUCUGAAUGCUCUGCAUCGACUCUCCGCCGUGCUCAUGCUAUCCACCCUAUCGCUGCGUACCAGGUGGAAUACAGUCCCUUCGCGUUGGAUAUUGAGUCGCCAACCACUGAUAUCUUGAACACCUGCCGUGAACUUGGUAUUGCUGUCAUCGCCUACAGUCCCGUCGGUCGCGGCAUUCUAACUGGACAAAUCCAAUCGCUUUCCGAUAUCCCCGAGAAUGACUUCCGUCGCAUGCUUCCCAAGUAUGGAGAGGAGAAUUUCCCGAAGAUUUUGGAACUAGUUCAGGGACUCAAAGCGGUUGCGAGUAACCAUGGCAGCACUGCUGCUCAGGUGGCUAUUGCAUGGCUUCUUGCUCAAGGUUCUGAUAUAAUUCCGAUUCCUGGCACCAAGUCGAUCAAGAACCUUGACGAGAAUACCCGUACUGUUUCUCUGAACUUAUCGGAGAAGGAGCUGACGGAGAUUCGGGAGUUGAUCGACCGAACGGAGAUCCCUGGGACGCGCUAUCCUGCUAUGAUGAUGGACUGUGUUUUUGGAGACACACCGGCACUCUAG
Molecule: messenger RNA, 1011 nt
Organism: Penicillium arizonense
Lineage: Eukaryota; Fungi; Ascomycota; Eurotiomycetes; Eurotiales; Aspergillaceae
Exons: 3
Coding region: 1-1011 (336 amino acids)
Cellular component (GO): cytoplasm
Source: RefSeq, a predicted model, not a curated record